This is a messenger RNA of Cylindrotheca closterium, 753 nucleotides long. The record is from the annotation of a GenBank genome assembly. Lineage: Eukaryota; Bacillariophyta; Bacillariophyceae; Bacillariales; Bacillariaceae.
AUGAGUUUAGAAAUUGCUGCCCCAGUCCUCAAGGAACUCAAUGCCAAAUUUCAAGCCGGUGACCUUGCCGGAGGGAAAGAAUGUCUCUCCAAGCUAAAGAUUAUGAUGUUGAACUUUCCUGUUGAAUCGGAAGCACAUAACAUAGUCGCUGCCGAAACACUGGAAUUGGGGGUCUUGUUCACAGUGGCCGACGGUGAUUUUGAUGCUUUUGGGCGGAACGUUGCUCAGUUGAAGCCAUACUAUGCUCUCCUCAAGACUACGGCACGCAAAUGCCACAUUCUGGGGCUCAAUUUGAUGCAUUUGUUGGUGGACAACCGAUUGUCCGAAUUUCAUGCAGAGUUGGAACUAUUGACAGAGGAGGAAGCAUCCAACGCUUUUGUUUCAUUUCCUAUCAAUCUUGAACGACAGCUGAUGGUCGGAAUAUAUGACGAGGUUUUGAACGUAAAGGUCCCUGAUGCAUCAUAUCAAUUCUUUGUUGACAAUUUGCUACAAACUGUCAGAGAUAGUAUAGCAGACUGCAUGGAGGUAUCCUACCAAUCCAUGACGCUUGAAGAUGCCAUGAUAAUGAUGAAAUUCGACGCGCAACAAGAAUUGAUGGACUAUAUUGAGGAAUGCCGUGAUGAUUGGAUUGUUGAAAACCACGCGAUAACUUUCCAAUUGCCACCCUCUGGAUCCAAGGUCAGUGAUAUCCCCUCGAUGGAACUCAUUUCCCAAAAUCUAAGUUACGCCACAGAAAUGGAGAGAAUCGUUUAA